Emys orbicularis (European pond turtle) is the source of this 534-nucleotide messenger RNA. Its product is annotated as interferon beta-like. The transcript has a single exon. NCBI's taxonomy places the organism in Eukaryota, Metazoa, Chordata, Testudines, Emydidae. The record is from RefSeq and is a predicted model, not a curated record. Gene Ontology annotation, molecular function: cytokine receptor binding. Gene Ontology annotation, cellular component: extracellular region. Gene Ontology annotation, biological process: defense response. Bases 1 to 534 code for a protein of 177 amino acids.
AUGACCACCCGGAGUUUCCUGCACAUUUGCCUUGUCCUGCUCUUCACCGAAAACUCAUCUGUGGACUGUAACAUGCUUCACUUCCAGCAAAACAAAGUGAACCAAGCUAGUUUACAGCUUCUGGAAAAAAUGGGAGGACAAUUUCCUGUGCAAUGUCUAAAUGAAAAUUCAAACUUCAUAUCCCUCCAGAAUGUUCUCAGCUCCAGAGAGUUCCAGAAGGAGAAUGCCAUGGUGGCAAUCCAGGAGAUCCUCCAACAGAUCUUCAAUAUCUUCAGCAAAAGUCACAUCCAAACUGCCUGGGACAGGAGUUCCAUAGUUGCAUUCCAAAAUGGACUUCACCAGCAAAUUGAGCUGCUGAAGACAUGGUUCGAUGGAGAAAAAAAGAUGGAGACAACCUACCCACAAAAUGAGGACUUCACCAGGCUGAAAGUGAAGAAAUAUUUCCAUAUGGUAGACAAUUUCCUGAAAGAAAAGCAAUACAGCCUGUGUGCCUGGGAGAUCAUGCGUGAGGAAAUGAGAAGGCUUAAAAAUUAA